This is a messenger RNA of Caenorhabditis briggsae, 1020 nucleotides long. The transcript is spliced from 5 exons. Bases 1 to 1020 code for a protein of 339 amino acids. Gene Ontology annotation, molecular function: G protein-coupled peptide receptor activity. Lineage: Eukaryota; Metazoa; Nematoda; Chromadorea; Rhabditida; Rhabditidae. The record is from RefSeq and is a predicted model, not a curated record.
AUGGCAGCCCUCGAACUCAACGAACGGAGAAGCCACGGCUGGCCGAAGUUCAACCCAACUAAGGAAAGCUUCCGCAGCUUCAUCCAGCGAGUCAACGAGCAUGCCAACGCCACCAUGCGGACGGAAGCGGAUGCACUGAGGGCUCUACCAACAAUGCUGUCCGAAGAAUAUCUGGAAGCCUACCGAGCUGGAAUCAACGCGAACGACACCUGGCGGACAAUACUGGACAAAAUCCGAGAUGCUGUGCUCACACCUGCCAAAUGCUCGGAGUUCCAAGCCAAGCUGUCCGCUUUAUCCCAAGAAGCCAAACGAGAUCGUCAACGAGUGUCCACGCUUCACGAGUGUCCACGCUUCAAAGUUGAAAUUGGAGGAAGAACUUUGAAGAUCCAAUGGAUAAUCGACCUUAUGCAUUAUGACCCUCACUUAUCAGCAGUUUCAUUUUUAGUGAAUUCCAUUCAUUUGGUUGUCCUAGUUCAGAAAUCAAUGAGAACAUCUUCAACAAAUAUUAUAUUGUUGGGAAUUGCGGUUUCUAAUGUGAUAUACAUGGCUUAUCCUAUUAUAAAUUGGAUGAAAACUAACACCGCUACUAGUGUUUCUUUUGGACGGAAAGCCUGUCUUCUUCUCUUUCUUCUCAGUUCCAUCAUUUCCUUUGCAUAUCUGUUGAGUACUGAAGUAGUACCUGGUUACUGGUCAGAUUCAGAAAUUGAAUGUUACAAGCGUUUUUCAAAUAAAACAUCUGGUGAAAUGUAUAACGUGUUGCCAUCAGAACUAUCACAGUGGAACGAAUAUUUGUUUUCGAGGGUUCAGAUGGCGUUGGAUGCAAUUUUCAGCCAGCUAGAGUAUGCAUUCUACCGUGACGGUGUACAACGCUUAAUGUCACUCUGCGUACAGCUGUCGUCCUCGCCUUUAUGUAUGCAAUCGGGCGUGCGCUUUCUCUUUGCCCGCGUGGCUCAGUCGGUAGCGGCGCCGCACCCUCAAUCAUCGCCUUCACAAGUUCAACUCCUCGAGAGGCAUCUUUGA